ACACACACACAUGCAUGCACACACCCUCUCUCUGUCUCUCUCUCACACAGACACACACACACAGCACAACACACUUUAACCAGCACUGGAACUUUGAGCUUCAGGUGGACGGGUAAAGCUUUGAAGCAGAGAAGGACACAACGCUCACAAGGAAAAAAGGACAUUGAAAGAAAGAGAAAAAGAAAGAAAAAACAAACGGAUAUUGUGUCUGUGUGUGUGUGUUUCUGCUGAGUUUGUUGAAGAGAUAGUGAGCAUUAGGAUGAUGUCACAAUCCGGUUCCAGCAGGGGAGCCUUAUUCAAGUUCAUGAUCCCAGCGUGACCUCCACACAUGGAGAUGGGGGAGACUGGUAAGAUGGCGAAGUCGUGCAUGGGCCUGGUACUGGUUGAGUUCGGAUACGAGUACAAGAACCAAGAUGGCUGCAUGGUCUCUAUCAAACCCAAUGAACGCUACACGCUCCUGGCCAAGACCAACGAUCACUGGUGGCACGUACGCAAAGACGAGUGCACCAAGCCUUUCUAUAUCCCCGCCAAAUAUGUGAAGGAGCUACCGUCCAGUUUGCCUUCACCCCUCGACUUCGUCAGUGCCCCUGCGCCCAAUCCGACGCCUCCCACUGUUUCUGACCUCGCAGAGAAGACCAAGUCGAAUGAGGUAACUAUCAGGUCACACUCUCCCAGGAACCACCGCAAGACAGACAACCGCAUGUCCACGUUCGGUGUCCCACUGGACCUCCACGAGCCUCCACCGUACAUGUACGGAGGCUCUGUGGAUCCUAUCAUUUCCCUAAACCCAGUCCCAGCUUCGGAACCGGUGAAGAACAAAAGACUCAGUCUUGCUUCAAACUUGUUAUUGAGCUCCCUCGAGUCACUCCAGAAACCUCGGGCACCGAACGUGAGCCCCGCCGACCUGCUGCUACGCCAGGUCAAGCCAGUGGAGCCACCGGUAAUCAAGAACCCGAUUGACACCAGGCCGCAGGGACCGCUGCUGACUCCCGAGCCGCUCAUUGAGCCGGAGGAAAAGUCCAUCCCGUCAUCAGACUCGGAGAACAUUUACGAAACGAUAGCGGAUUUGAACCUGGAUGUGUUGGUGAAGACAGAACCUGCUGCUCUGCUUGAUCCUGCUCAGAGUCCACCCUCAUCUGCAGUGCAGGGCAAGCAGGAACGUGAGAACCCAAACAUGGCGGUGUACGCUAACAUCUCUGAGCUGAAAAAGGCUGUGAAUCGCAUACCUCCAGCGUCCACGUCUACAUGCUCUUCUCCAGGCCUCUCUCUCAGUCCGGCUCCGGACUCACCUGAAUGGCAGAGCAGACCUGAGCAGGACAACGGCAAAAUGUUCUACCCUGCCUCACACCCUCACCCUCAAAGUCCCACACUGACCCCAGGCAAGGAAGCCUCGGCUCAGCUCAUCCCUGCCGUGGUUGCUCCAUCCUCACUGCCACCAUCUUUCUCGCCAGGAUCAGACUGGAAACAGCUCCUAGACGAAUCCACAGGGAGACACUACUACUACAACGCCACGCUGAAUCAGACAUCAUGGGGCACUCCGGAGCCACUUAGCCCUCAGCAGGAAGGACUGCCCUGUCUACCAGAGGAGGAUUACCCUACGAAUGAGUGUGCUGUCAGAGACACGCCCCUGUCCCCGGUCAAGCGUCCCGUCCUGCCUCGGGUCACUCUGGACCCCGGGAACACUGUGCCGUCUGGCUGGAAUUGCUCCACGGAGCCAGGAGGAAAAACGGUCUUCACCAGUGACCACACACCCCAGCAGUGGAUCCAGUCGAAGGACGAGAAAGGCAAACUGUAUUAUUACUUAAAGGACGGUUCUGUGUCUCAGUGGAAUCUUCCGGAGGUGUUGGGGAACGGCCUGGAGCAGGAUGGACAGUCUGUCCCUAAGAACCUGAGACCCGUCCCACAUGAGGACAUGCAGAAGUUUUUUCCGUCUCACCGCAGGAUUGCUUCUGAUCACAGCACCGAUUCAUCGAGCACUGUAAAUUCAGCGGAUGUGCCUCAGGAGGAUGGCACGAGGCUGAGGAGGAAUCUGUCCAGCACAGACGCUCACUACCAGCAACUUCACCACCUCCAGUACCCUCACCACCAUUCACAGCUGGAGAAAGCAGGAAUCCUCAACAAGACCAAAAUAGCAGAUAAUGGCAAGAAGCUGAGGAAGAACUGGGCUCAGUCAUGGACUGUCCUUCAUGGAGGAAUUCUCACCUUCUACAAAGAUCCCAAAUCCACUCCAGGUGGAUACGUGACAAAGACUAAUCAGAUUGUCCCAGAGUUCACGGUGGAGCUGAAAGGAGCGACGGUCCUUUGGGCGUCCAAGGACAAGUCCAGCAAGAAGAACGUCCUGGAGCUAAAGACUCGACAUGGUUCAGAUUAUCUGAUACAAUACGACACUGACACCAUCAUCUACGACUGGCACAAGAUCAUCCAGGACACCAUUAAACACCUGGAUCAUGAACAUUACUCAGAUGAAGAGGAUGAUGAGGUCAUGGAGAAAUCAACCCAGCCUGUAGAGAAAGAGAAAAAGAACACCACGACAAGGCAGAGUUCCUCCGGUGCUGCAGAUGCUGAGCAGAGUCGCGUUCGUACCAAACUGCGCAAGUUCCUCCAGAGGAGACCGACACUGCAGUCAGUCAAAGAGAAAGGCUACAUCAAAGACAACGUGUUUGGAUGUCACCUGGACACCUUGUGUCAUCGUGAGAACACCACCGUCCCCAGAUUUGUGGAGAAGUGUAUCAAGUCUGUGGAGAGGAGAGGAUUAAACAUCGACGGGAUCUACAGAGUGAGCGGGAACCUGGCGGUCAUCCAGAGACUCCGGCACAAAGCUGAUCACGAGGAGGAGCUGGAUCUGGAAGAUGGUCAGUGGGAGGAGAUUCAUGUCAUCGCUGGAGCACUGAAGCUCUUCUUCAGGGAGCUUCCUGAGCCGCUGUUCCCCUACAGCUUCUUCGAAAAGUUCAUCGCCGCCAUCCAAAUCGGCGAUCAGAAUCAGAGGGUGUCGUAUAUACGAGACUUGGUGCGAACGUUGCCGUUACCCAACCACAACACCAUGGAAGUGCUCUUCAGACACCUGUGCAGGGUGGUUGAUCACUCAGACUCCAACCGGAUGUCCUUCCAGAGCAUGGCCAUAGUCUUCGGUCCAACUCUGCUCCGGCCCGAGGAAGAAUCCGGGAACAUGGCAGUCCAUAUGGUCUUCCAGAACCAGAUCGUGGAGCUCAUUCUCAGGAAGUUCGAUGAGAUUUUCUCUCCCAGAUGAGUCAUUCAGCCUGAGCAAUAAAUCUGCUUGAGUGAGGCUUGACUGAGCUUUCACUGGAUUCUUAAAGACUUUCUGCUUUAUUUAGGAUAACGCUCACCCUCAUGUUAUAGCUCAGUAAAUCUACAUGAGGAUUUCCUGACGAAUCAGAAUAAAGAGAUCAAACGCUUUGUUUGACCGGAUUAGCGUCUGGAUUAGCGUCUAGAUUAGCGUCUGGAUUAGCAUCUGUAUGUGCGUCUGUAUUAUCAUGGUUUUUUAAAACACGGACUUCAGGAGCUAGUUCAGAUCCACAGUCUGAAAAAAGACCUCCACCUGGAUUCGUCAUUUAAGCACUGUAUAGAUUUAAAUAAACUGAAAAGAGAAAGAAAAGAAAAUGAAAGUUUGCAGCAGAUGAAUCAGGAAGCUCAGCUGGAAGUGGGGUUUGUAGGCAGUUCUGUUGGAUAACACACUGUUUAUCUGAAAAAAACAACAAAGUUUAUAUAGAAAUAUCUUGAGAUUUUGUACAUACUGUAUGGUUGAGGUUUUCUCUGGCCUGCUGUCAGAGUUGAUAAAGAUAUCUACAACAACAAAACAACAAGAAGCAGCCGAUUUCAUUACGCUAUCGUCAUCAACGUUAGCGUUGGUAUCUUUGGUAUCUGAUCAGCUGAUGACUAGAAACGUGUGUGUAGUAUAGGAUAAGAUGAACACACACACAGAUGGAUUUUAUUGUACUUUAUUCAAAUUAAAUUAUUUUCUAUUGAUGUGGAGAAAAAGAGAGUCCAGUCGAGUGCACAUGAGGUUUGCGGAAGGGGGCGGAGCUUCAAGGUGGGGUCAGUUCAUCCAGUUUUAUGGGACAGAAAGGGUGUGAAAGUGAGCAGGUCUGGAACUGUAAUUUAAUCAGAAUAGGGAUUAAAAGAAACAAUCAUGAUAUCGCACAAGUAUAAUCCAGGCCUCCGUUUGGGUGCCAGAAUUUCUGUUUAAAUGCCAAGUUUGCUUUUUCCUGUUAAACCAUCUAAUAACCCAGAUUGAUUUUAAACCUCAAAAAGGUUCUGAAGGUUGUGAGGUCUAAUCUCAGAAUGGUCACAGAGCCACGGUCUCGCUUUUACACAAGAUACGUCUCUCAAAACUGAUGAACAAAUAAAAAAAAACCCAGCAAAAUCAGAUCUUCUUCCUUCCAUGACAGACUUAUCCUCUGAUUGGAUAUGAAAGAGUUUGUGUGUGUGUGUGUGUGUGUGUGUGUGUGUGUGUGUGUGUGUGAUGAUACACAUGUUUAAUGUUAAAUAGAGCAUCUAUAGUUUAUAGCUAUAUUUUAUCUCCAGAUCUGUACAUAGAUUGAUGUUUAUAUGGAAAGAGGUUUAAUAUCAAAGUGAACACAUUUCAUAUACUAUUAAAAAAAAACGCUGUGUAAAUACACAAUAUUCAGAUGUUUCACCAAAUAAAUAUUCUUUUAAGUCAAGAA
Molecule: messenger RNA, 4682 nt
Organism: Tachysurus vachellii
Lineage: Eukaryota; Metazoa; Chordata; Actinopteri; Siluriformes; Bagridae
Gene: arhgap27l
Product: Rho GTPase activating protein 27, like
Exons: 19
Coding region: 329-3247 (972 amino acids)
Biological process (GO): signal transduction; regulation of GTPase activity
Cellular component (GO): cytoplasm
Molecular function (GO): protein binding
Source: RefSeq, a predicted model, not a curated record